Molecule: messenger RNA, 1215 nt
Organism: Toxorhynchites rutilus septentrionalis
Lineage: Eukaryota; Metazoa; Arthropoda; Insecta; Diptera; Culicidae
Product: general odorant-binding protein 83a-like
Exons: 2
Coding region: 47-496 (149 amino acids)
Biological process (GO): sensory perception of smell
Molecular function (GO): odorant binding
Source: RefSeq, a predicted model, not a curated record
GAAGCCUAGUGUGGACGGGUUCAAAAGAGCAAACUAAUUACAAAAAAUGCACAAGCUGUACUAUCGGUGGAUAUUUGUGAUGAUAACCCAGUGGAUCCUGUCCACCCUGGUUGAGGCAGCACCACAACGAGAGCCAAAUUUUCCACCCGCCUCGUUAAUCGAAAUGACGGCGGAUAAGCAUCGGUCAUGUGUCGACGAAACUGGUGUCAGCGAGGACUCUAUCGCCCGUUUCAACGGACCGGAAAUUUUUGACGAUGACGAACGACUCAAGUGCUAUAUGGAUUGCAUGUUCCGUAGGUUUAACGUUACUGAUCCGGACGGCGAGGUGAAUAUGAUUGAGGUGUAUCAUGCAAUUCCCAAGCAGCUGAAUAGCGUCGCCUUGAAGGUCUCGAAUGUGUGUCGUGACUCUGUCGAGGGUUCUACCCUCUGUGAGCGGGCAUUCUCCCACCACAAAUGCUGGAAGCAAGCUGAUCCUAUCCACUACUACCUUUUCUGAAUGGGGGAUUGCCGCGGUGAGGAUUCUACGGAGCAACGAAAUAUUCAAUGUGUCAUACGAACAAUUGACUUUCAUCGUUCGGAAAGUAUAGUAUGUUAUAGAACUACCACCUAUUCAGAAAUCUCUGGAAAAUGAAAUCACACGGAUGAAGCCACUAUAGAAGUCUUAUCCAUACGAGAGAUAUCGAUCCCAUGUCCGACAUUUAUCGCACCUUGCAUGGCAAAAGUUAAUUCAUUUGUUUUCUUUAUUGACAAACUGUAUUGCGAUUAGAUAACGACGUCAAACAGUAAGUGGGUUUGCUACGAAUAGUGUUUCGCGUUCUGCUCAUAUGUUUAGUUUGUUCAGUCGAGGUGAACACAAUUUGUUUACAUGCGUUUUCAUCGCAGAACAUAUUCCCACAAGUUGAAUGCUGCUCUGCGAAUGAGACGAAAUAAAGUGGGAUAAUUGUCCUUUCUCAAGGCACCGUGUUCAUAGAAUUUUUGUGAGUGUGAGCCCUGAGAAAUUAACAUAUAAUAUGUUCACAUUACCGUUUAAAACCCGCAGCCCAAGAUGAAAAGUUCUUCGAAACAUACUUCCUUUAAUGUUUGAAUCGUUGAUUCGUGAUUUCGAAAUACAUAUAUAGAACAGAUUCUUAAUAAUCUGUGUACGAGUAUUCCUCAACGGAUCUAAUGUAUCAACAAUUUAAAUAAAACAAUAAAACUUUUUUUUUAUUUUGAUCA